CCGGGAGGUCCGAGGUCUCAUCCGGCGGUGUAUGCCGGGAAUCUUUCUCUUUUCCCUUCUCGCCGCCAUCAUGGCUCGUGGCCCGAAGAAGCAUAUGAAGCGCCUAAAUGCGCCUAAACAUUGGAUGUUGGAUAAGUUGUCUGGUGUUUUUGCACCACGACCCUCCACCGGCCCACACAAGCUGCGCGAAUGCCUCCCUCUAAUCAUCUUCCUAAGGAACCGUCUGAAGUAUGCCCUGAAUGGUGAGGAGGUUAAGAAGAUCGUUAAGCAGAGACUGAUUAAGAUUGACGGCAAAGUCAGGACCGACACCACCUACCCUGCGGGUUUCAUGGAUGUUGUCACCAUCGAUAAGACUGGUGAGAACUUUCGUCUGCUCUAUGAUGUCAAGGGACGCUUCGCUGUACACCGCAUCACUGCAGAGGAGGCUAAGUACAAGCUUGGGCGUGUCAGGCGUGUUGACGUUGGUGCCAAGGGUGUGCCAUACAUAGUUACCCAUGACGCCCGUACCAUCAGAUACCCUGACCCAAACAUCAAGGUUAACGAUACCGUUGUCAUUGACAUUAAGACCGGCAAGGUCAUUGACUACAUCAAAUUUGACACUGGUAACAUGGCCAUGGUCGUGGGCGGUCGUAACAUGGGUCGUGUUGGCAUGGUUACCCACCGUGAGAAACAUGCAGGUUCAUUUGACAUCGUGCAUGUGAAAGAUGCCACUGGCCACCAGUUCGCCACACGUCUAACCAACAUUUUCGUCAUUGGCAAGGGCAACAAGCCGUACGUGUCACUACCUAAGGGCAAGGGUGUGCGUCUCAGCAUUGCUGAGGAGAGGGACAGAAGGAUUGCGGAGAAGGCUAAAAUGAUGUAAUAAUGAGUUACACAAAGAAUUAAACAUCUUAUUCAAUGUGUA
Molecule: messenger RNA, 904 nt
Organism: Nematostella vectensis (starlet sea anemone)
Lineage: Eukaryota; Metazoa; Cnidaria; Anthozoa; Actiniaria; Edwardsiidae
Product: 40S ribosomal protein S4
Exons: 6
Coding region: 32-862 (276 amino acids)
Biological process (GO): translation
Cellular component (GO): cytosolic small ribosomal subunit; ribosome
Molecular function (GO): RNA binding; structural constituent of ribosome
Source: RefSeq, a predicted model, not a curated record